GGAUCGUACAAAAUUGCAACCUGAAACUCCCCGUCGCUUGUCGCCAAAUCAAUUCCUCCAGCAAAGUUAGUGCGGAUCAAAUUAUUCGCAAGCUGUUUCUUGACUGACAAUAUUACUAAUGAAAAAUCGGUAUUCAUCUCUUUGCUUCUUCUUUACCAUCAUCGAUAGUGGAUCAUAUUUGACCGGGGCGCGGGGAACUAUCGGGAUUUAUGGUGCCCGGACGGUUACAUGUUUGAUGUGCCGCGGACUGCACGCGAGAACCAGCUGCUGUAUAGCACGUUAUUGACUUACUGGAACGAAACGGCGUCCUCAUCCUACGCGUCACCGAUGAGUCGGCAGAAACGUGCGCAAAAAGAAGACAAACUCGCACGAGGCAUUAAUCCAUUUCGAACACUGCUGGAUAAACUGGCCGCGGCCGGGAAGCAUCAGAAGCGAGAUCACUACGGAGAUGAUGGUAGCGACGAUAAUGAAGGGAAAGGAGAGGAGGACCGCAAAGGAUGGUCACCAUCAUUUGGAUCGUCUUUGACAUCCAUGCCCCGAAGGGGAAACAAGGCUGCGAGCAGUGAUGACGGCGAUAAUAAGGAAUCGUCAUUGGAUAUGAGGCAGGCGAUGGAGUUAUCACCGCCUUCGACACCGAUUGCGGGCGCCCCCGACGGAGGAAUGAUUUGGAUUGAUAUCUCAAGUUGGCAGACUGCCGGGUGCUGGGUUCCAGGAGGCGUGCAUGGUAUCUGUCCGUAUCAGGAUCCCGAUAAUACUGUGGCCUUACAAGAGAUCAUUAAGGUGUCUACCAUUGGUGGGGUGAUUAUAUUGGGACUGGUGGGUAUAUUCCUGUACCUGAAAUGUCGUAGGAAUGUGAGACUCCGCAAGGCAAACAAGCGUCGUGCAGUUGUCAGGAAUAAGAUCAUGCGGACUGAGGUCGAAACUGUGCCGGCGUAGUUGAGCAGCAGAAUGCACAAUAAAAAUCUUUAUUCGCUCCUAGCUUUGUCUACUAAAGCGGC
Molecule: messenger RNA, 998 nt
Organism: Gamsiella multidivaricata
Lineage: Eukaryota; Fungi; Mortierellomycota; Mortierellomycetes; Mortierellales; Mortierellaceae
Exons: 2
Coding region: 229-936 (235 amino acids)
Source: RefSeq, a predicted model, not a curated record